CGAAUUCAACAGAGAAUCACGAGCGCAUCAUAGCUACGAAGGUCCUUGGUUCUUCCCUGCUCCGGGCAUGAUCCCGUUAUGGAUGCAGUCGCUGGCCCCCCUGCGCAAGUAGAAAAAAUCAAAACAAAACUAUGUCUGCUAUAAUCUUCCGGUCGUCGCUCCGUGCAUCAGCAGGACAGCCAGCAUCUUCAUUUCGCUCCUCAACUUCUUGGUUCGCGCCUUCAUUUGCGCAGCUUCUCGUCCUCGUGUCUUUGUUGUGCAGUGUUGAGCAAGCAAACGUGGUCAGAAAUCCGUUCGUGGUUGUAGCUGCUUUAGCGGCUCGUGCGUCAUCAACUUCCAGAGGAGUAUCGCAAGAGGAACCUCGACCCUCAACUGCAGGACGCGUUACAAGAGACGCUGCUGGUGCUGGUGGAGAUGCAGACCUGCAAGACCUAGACCGCUUGGAGCAGCAACUACAACUCCUGGAAAGAACUACACCCACCGAUGUUGAAGAGCAAGCUUUGCCCCACGCUUCAACGAAAGCGACGAAUUUCAGUGAGGAAACGGAGAGGGAGAAUGCAUUGCAAAUAUGUCUGGGUCUAGAAGAGUGUAACUUGUCAUGCUACAUCUGGAUCGUGGAAAAAUUUGCGUUGCAUAAUUACCAAAAGAGGUCCACUUUUGAACAAGUUUAGAGGCAGUUUCUCAUGCAGGAAAGGCAUGAUAAAGAUCUCACAGAGCCUGUCAUGCUAGACCGUGCGUGCCAGACCGCGUGGGUCAUGGAAAACCUGCAUGACAAAACUACCAAUCUUCCUGACCCAGACGUUUUUGCAUUUCAUAGCGAGAAUGUGUGUGCGAUUUGCCUGGACUUACUCGACAAACUGGAAUCGCCAGAGAUCAGCAGCAGCAGCUUGUGCCAAGAGAGUACAACUUCUAACCAACCGCAAGCGCAGUCCAGCGGAGAAUCAAUAGGUGGUGGAACAACAGCAGCAGCCCCACUAACACCUCCGUCUACACCACAGAACAAUUCGAAUGGUGCUAGUACCGGCGGCACUGGCACAAGCCCACAAGCAGAAAAUCUUCGCUUACGACUCCCGAUCUCCAGCCGACGUGGACCGGUUCGGAAUAGAAGCCGGGGAAGAACAACUGGCGAAGACCGUGCAAGAACGCCAACGUCUUCGGGAAGCAACAUUUUUCGCCGGUUAGCCGGCGGUGCGCGGUUCCACGCGAAUCUGUGGCGGGCCGAAAGGGCACGGAAUAGGGGCCGGUAUGCACCAGAGCAAGCUGCAGCUUCGGGUGGAAAUGUUGGCAUCGGCGAUCAACAGACCCCUCCGAGCGUCCGCCGGUACAGUGGGACUGCGAGUAAUCGCAUAUGAGAGUGCACAACUCCCCCUCCCCCUCGUUUGUCAUGCAAAAUACCAAAUCCACCCUUUGCCUCUUGGCACUGUUUGCAUGACAAGUUCUGGUGGCCCAAAUAGCACUACAAUCCAGUGGAAAUUUGUCAUGCAAAACCGGCGGCAUUCUUGCUGAUGCUUGUUGUAUUGCCGUUCAUGCUAUACAAAUUAUGAGGGGGAGGGGGAGUUGUGCACUGUUAUAUCGCAACCAACCAGAACCACCACAGAACUCCUACGACCGCCGCGCUCGCGGUGGGUACUACUGCGGCCCCACGCACGACCACCUGCCGGCGGUGGUGUUGUGCUGCCGCAAGUGGCGCGAAAUCGAUCCCACGGAGAACGGAAACCCGAUGCGAGUUCGAUCCCAGAGUCCGCACUGUCGGAGAGAGACGAUCCAGGACCGGAGUGUGAUGCAAGUUGAAACUUUGGCGGAACAUGUAUGGAUUGCAAAUAUGUGGUAUUGCACUUUACAAGCUUUUCGUGAGUGGAAAUUUUUGCAUCACAAGUUGUACUAGUUCAGGGGAGAACGUGAAAAUUCCCAACAUGCUGCGGUAGCUGAAAACCAACGAUGUGGUCACAUCUGUCUUGCAUGAUUCCAAUCAAUACUUUACUACGAGUGCGAUCCUACAACUUUUGCCCAGAAUACUCCGAGCUGCGCUGCAACUUUUGCGAACAGCGGAACCUGAAAAAGAUUUGGGAACAGGAAAAAUUAAAGAAAAAGCAGCAGCAAGAGGCUAUGCAGCGCAUCACAGACGGCGAAGUAGCAACCAACGAGGAAAUAAGCCAAGACUUCCCUGAUUCUGGCCUGGUCCGCCACCGUUGCUCCUCUGGCAGCUGUAUCAAAUGCAAAAAUGUCUGGGUCUGGAAGGUUGGAAGACUUCUCAUGCAGGUUUUCCAUGACGCGUGAGGUCUGUCAUACAUGACCCAGCAUGACAGAUUUUGUCCGACCUCUAUCAUGCCUCGUCUGCAUCCAUGAGAAACUCCCUCUCAGCUUGGUCAAAAGUGGACAGCUUUUGGUAAUCUUGCAACACAGAUUUUUGCACUAUCCAGAAUCAGCAUAAGAAGUUGCAACCUUCCAGACCACCCAGACAUAUUUGCAAUCCAUAAGCUGCGCCUCAGCCUCCUCGCGCACGACCGCAGCGCCGUCUACGGUCGCAGGAGCCACCGGGAACAAUGGCUACAACAGCAACACCGCUGGUGGGAGCGCGACUGCCCGAUCUUCUAUCCGACUUUCCACCGACGGAACGGAGGACCGGUUGAUGCUGUUUGGCUCUACCGCAUCGGCAUCGUCUGCAGCUUCAUCUGGUGCGCAAGCGCCAGCUGCCCCUCCCGCAGGUGGAACCAGCACGAGGACCACGGCGGGGGAGGCGCAACCUCCAGUUGCAAGGAGCGGCGGCGGUGGCUAUCCGUCGAGCAGCACCUUGUCCAGGCAGCUCCUUCCCGGCGGUGGAAUGCGUGGGUGUUUUGGUGGAACCUCCUCGUUCGUGUGUGGGGCAGGCUGCGGCGCGGGGCUUUCGUUGACGACCGGGACUGGUGGCGCGCGCCCGGCUACCGGCGUUUCGUCUCCAACCGUUGUGGAGCGCGGCGGUGCGGGAGACAGACAAGAAUGCAGCUGUCAACAACAGCUUGACGCGGCAAAUAAGGAGCAGGAUAAAGUGCAAGCGGCUUGUCUUUCCUGCGCAGGAGCAGGGGCUACUGCAGCUACUGGAGCUGCUGCAGACGGCGCCGUAACAACCACACCUGUCGAAGACGAUUUGGAAUUCCGCCCUCCGAAAUCCAAAAUCAUCGUCCUUCCCUGCGGCCACAAAUUUCACGAAAAGUGCCUGCACAAGCACGCGGCGGCGCAACUGUGGAAAAUGCGCGGGACCAGCCCGACGCGAUAUGGAAGCGUCAGGAUUGAAAUCGACAAAGUUGAAAUAACUUGCAAUGCAUAAAAUCGAUACUAGUUACAAGCCGACUUUCUAAGCGGCGCAUGACAAAUUUGAGUAGAUCCGAAAUGCAGUUCGUAAUGCUGUUUGGGUAAGGAAGACGCCUUUUGUCAUGCUACUUCAGCAGCUCUACUUCUACUCCCAAGCAGGCUUAUAAUCUGCCUCCCUUGCCUACUCUGCAAGACAGGCACUCUCUGUGUUGCAUUUUAUGCAUGGCAAACUAUUUCAAAUUUGACGACUUCAAUCCUGACACUUCCAUACGCGAACACCGGCGAUCAUUCCCUACCGCUGUGCGCUCUGCCGCGACGAGGGGAAUCAGUGGAUCGGGUGGAAGCAAAGGUACCAUAUCAAAUGCAAAAGUGUCUGGGUCUGGAAGAAUGCGCGACUUGUCAUGCAGCUUUUCCAUGACCAGUGAGGUCUGGAAUGCAGGACCUAGCAUGGCAGAUUCUGUGCGAUCUCUCUCAUUCCUAUCCUGCAUGAGAAACUCCCUCCCGACUUGGUCAAAACUGGACGACUUUUGGUAAUCAUGCAACACAGAUUUUUGCAUGCUUCAGAUUUAGCAUGACGAGUUGCGUUCUUCCAGACCCAGACACUUUUACAUUUGAUAUACCACCAACAGAAACAACAGUACGCCACUGGUGCUCGUCCUGGUUGUGCGACUGCGACUCCAAAUGUUGACAUGAGGUUUUUGCUACCAGAAAAUCAGUUCCGGAGGCCGUCUCGGCGCGCGGGGGUGGCGCGAGAUCCAAACAGGUACUCCUUUGGGCUGGGAACAAUUUCUGGAUCGGAUACUGCUGGUGGACGACGAGGCUCAUCUGGCGAGAAUCGAGAAACUACUCAAGAACUUGAACUACAUCAAACUGACCCCGAUCUUGAUCCUGUCUCUGACCUAGUAGAUCAAGUCCCGGUAAUUCGGCGAGCGACGCGGGCGCCGGGUCUGGUCAGGUAUCGGUCCGCGACUUUGCCGCUGGUUGCGUCGCCUCGUGUGGACGAGAACGGAGCGGCUGUGAGUGAGGCAGGAUCAGGAAUUGCUCCUGGUGGAACUACUUCUGCAUCUUCAUCUUCAAAUAGCGCGGCUACUUCAAGUGGAACCACAGCUGUCGCUCAACAACAACCCACUGCCUCCACUACGGCUAUAAUUUCGCAUGCAAUUUCCGGCUCAGCGCCUGCUCAAGUAGACAAUCUCCGACCUAGAACCCCUUUCCGUUGGGACGCGGAGGACGAAGAGUUGGAUGCUCUUGCGAGGAUGAUCCCAGACGACCACAGGAGCAUCGUUGUCCGCCGCAACUACAGUACAGAUCCAGCCGGCACCGCACCGGAGACAACUGUUUUGGGCCUUGCGCUAAAUGCGCUCGCACAGCCACCGAACUUUCUCAAUGCGUCGUUUGAGAGCAGUGGUCACGGUGGAAGUGUCGUGACUCCCGCCAAUAGAAAUAAUAUUGCGACCAGCGGUUUUUUGGCCAACCUCCACCGGUCUUUCGGUGCGGGUAGCAGCACAAACUCGCUCGGCACAUCCACAAACGCCGGCACGCCGCACGACCGGGCGCCGGCGCAUAGGCGGAACGUGCGGAGGAGCGGAUUGUUUUUGUCGAGAAGUAUGAACAGUGUAGAGACCACCCCAGGUGUUGGCGGGGAAGCGGAAGGACAAGGUAGAAAUAAUACAACGAGUGGUAACCUCCAGCAGCUUCAAAUUGCCGCCGGAGUCACCAGUAGUAGUACCAGCACCAUUUUAGGGGUGCCGCGAACAAGAGCGCUCCACCUCCUGCAAGAGGACGAUGCUGCGCCAAACGAUGAUACAGCGGGACGAAUCGACGAGGUAGAGAGCAGAAAUCUCCCGCUUGACCAAGUUCACGCGUUUCAGCACAUGUCGUUCUUGCCGCGCAGCGAUGAAAUGGACCCGGAGGACGAAUUAUACAUUGCAAAAGUAUCUAUCGUGCUCGACGUACUAGUAGAAAUAGCAUCACAAAUUAGCUCACAGAGAAAAAAUUGAAUUUGAAACGAAGUUUGUGUAUGCGGAUUCACUCAUAGAGAUAGCAGAUCUGUCAUGCAAAACUGCAACUAGUACGAACGCCCAGAUCUUCCUUUUGCACAUGAUACGAACAUCAGGGAAUAAUCGACUUUGACUUCGUCCGAGGCAGAUCUCCUCCUGCUGCUGCUUCAGGCACAGCCACGGGCGGAGGUGCCGACGCAGUACAUCAAGAGCCUCUGAACACACGACGGAGCAGCGCGUCCUCUGAGGUGGCUCGUCCCGCUACAGCUAUUCGGCAACCGCAACUGACACAAAGCCACUCGAACAACUCCUCUUCCUGGUCCGGCGGGUUCUCGGCCCUCCGCCGCCGGGUUUCGGGAGAGUUGAUUCACGCCGCGUUGGCCAUGAUAGGACUGAAUCCACCAGGGAGCGUGCCGGCGGUAACGAGUCCAGUGAACAACGGAAGCAGGAGGAGAGAACAAGCGCUUCAGGAGGAGGCGCAGGUGGAGAGAGGAGGAAGAAGCAUGCCCGAGGGGACAGCGACAGGAGCAGGAGCUGCUCCUGCUGCAUCAACAGCCACAUCAAGGACAGCAACCACUGGAAGAAAUAGCCGAAACGCGUCGAGAAGUGGUUCAAAUUUUGCGUAUGAAUGACUCAGAGCAAGCUUUCAUCUAGCUUUCAUGCCUUCUACAAAAUAAAGAGAUUCGCAGCACGACUUUCUUGUAUGAUUUUUCAUCUCAUUCGGAGCUCUUGAUUUCUGCCCCAGAAGCUGUUGCGCGCGCAGCUUCAAAAUGAUACUUUGAUGUCUGACAAAUGCAAAGGAGAACAACAGCAGCGUCGAGAUUCUGCGACAAUUUUCUGCGUCUGUGAAACGCAAAGCAACAGAAAAGUGCACUGGUGGCAAUCUCAAUGUCAAUUUCCGGAAGGAACGUCAGAAGCGUGGUGGCCACAACAAGCCUCCCCUUCGAAGUAGAAUCAGGAAAGGACUCUUCUAAAAUCCACGAUCACUGCGAAGACAGUCUCACUCAGCGACAGAAGUGAUGAAUCGGAACUCACUUGUUUUAUGCUCG
Messenger RNA from Amoebophrya sp. A120, 6337 nucleotides. The record is from the annotation of a GenBank genome assembly. NCBI's taxonomy places the organism in Eukaryota, Dinophyceae, Syndiniales, Amoebophryaceae.